Messenger RNA from Ochotona curzoniae (black-lipped pika), 945 nucleotides. It is a transcript of the gene SFRP2, whose product is annotated as secreted frizzled related protein 2. Gene Ontology annotation, biological process: canonical Wnt signaling pathway; negative regulation of canonical Wnt signaling pathway; non-canonical Wnt signaling pathway. Bases 58 to 945 code for a protein of 295 amino acids. Gene Ontology annotation, molecular function: Wnt-protein binding. The transcript has 3 exons. Lineage: Eukaryota; Metazoa; Chordata; Mammalia; Lagomorpha; Ochotonidae. The record is from RefSeq and is a predicted model, not a curated record.
CUCGCGCUUCCCCGGCUCCCUCUGCCGCCCCGGCCCCCGAAGGGUCACGCGACCACUAUGCCGCAGGGCCCCGGCUCGCUGCUGCUGCUUGUGCUCGCCUCGCACUGCUGCCUGGGCUCGGCGCGCGGGCUCUUUCUCUUCGGCCAGCCCGACUUCUCCUACAAGCGCAGCAACUGUAAGCCCAUCCCGGCCAACCUGCAGCUGUGCCAUGGCAUCGAGUAUCAGAACAUGCGACUGCCCAACCUGCUGGGCCACGAGACCAUGAAGGAGGUGCUGGAGCAGGCGGGCGCCUGGAUCCCACUGGUCAUGAAGCAGUGUCACCCGGACACCAAAAAGUUCCUGUGCUCUCUCUUCGCCCCCGUCUGCCUCGACGACCUGGACGAGACCAUCCAGCCGUGCCACUCGCUCUGCGUGCAGGUGAAGGACCGCUGCGCGCCGGUCAUGUCAGCCUUCGGUUUUCCCUGGCCGGACAUGCUUGAGUGCGACCGCUUCCCCCAAGACAACGACCUCUGUAUCCCUCUGGCCAGUAGCGAUCACCUCCUGCCAGCCACCGAGGAAGCUCCAAAGGUAUGUGAAGCCUGCAAGAACAAAAAUGAAGAUGACAACGAUAUAAUGGAAACUCUUUGUAAAAAUGACUUCGCGCUGAAAAUAAAAGUGAAGGAGAUCACCUACAUCAACAGAGACACCAAAAUCAUCCUGGAGACCAAGAGCAAGACCAUUUACAAGCUGAACGGCGUGUCCGAAAGGGACCUCAAGAAAUCGGUGCUGUGGCUCAAAGACAGCCUGCAGUGCACCUGCGAGGAGAUGAACGACAUCAACGCCCCCUAUCUGGUCAUGGGACAGAAACAGGGCGGGGAGCUCGUGAUCACCUCGGUGAAACGGUGGCAGAAGGGGCAGAGAGAGUUCAAGCGUAUCUCCCGCAGCAUCCGCAAGCUGCAGUGCUAG